AUGCCUCUCUUUGGUAGAGACGCCUCGGAAAUAAAGCAGUUUGGCAGCACUGAGAAAAGCCCUACCGUGGUAGAAGGGACUGCUUCGCACAUCGUGAUCCCAGAAGUGCAAAUCGAUAUUCCUCCAGUGCCGGAAGUUAUACUUCAGCCAAACUCGGGAUCGCACACAUCGGAGGCACAUGAGCCCAGUACCAUGAAUGAAAGCACCCGGCACGAACAUGGCAGUCGCGAGAACGAUACGAAAUCGACCGAUGGAAUCGACAAUGCCGGAGUCCCUGAACCAGAAGACCCCGAAGAGACCAAAAAGCAGCAGAAAAUCAAAAAACGUCUUCUAGAGGCCGAGAAGUGUUUCACGCGGAAGAACGGAAUAGUGUAUAUCCUUGAUGAGUCUUGGAUUCCGUGGCGAAAUUACGCGCUCGACUGCCAUCUAUACGUGUCAUCAACGACCAAUGCGAAGCCCGCCAUGGAGGGCGAUACGGAUGGUACUGCUGCGUUAGAUUCCGGACCCAGCAGUCCCAGUUCUGCCACUUGCCAGCCUCAGAAGACAUCAUCAGCAGAGGCCCUCGCCCCUGUAUCAUACAAUUUGCCCACCCGGGUCAGAAUCAUGAACACCCUCCUACUGAAUGAAAUGAGGAAGAUUACUGGGAUCGUUUCUCUCAACCAAGACCAUGUCCCCCCUUUCAGAUCGAUUGUUCCCUUCGAGCAGAAGUUUCGGGAACUCCACAAAGAAAUGGAGAGAGAAUUUAAAAAGCUGGCCUCCGAAUCCCCUGACGAUCCGGCCGUCCAGCGCAGCAAGCAAUGGGUUCCGGAUGUAUUUGCGUACAAUGUACGGGCUCUUGUUUACUUUUUGGACAAUGAUCUCGCACAUCUCGUAGAAGCAUACAGGCAAAUCGAGGCUGGUACCGUGGAGAAGCUCCCUUUUGCCUACCUGUGGCAUCUAUUUCAACCAGGCCAAGAGAUCGUGUCCAAGAGUCCGAAGCAUCAAGUCUACCGCGUGCUACAAGUCAGUGGUGGGAGGAAAUCUCUUAGAGGAAGGAGCCACGGCGCAAAGAGGUCUAUUCGCAAAACCCUUUCGAAUCUUAAUAUCGACUGUUUCUACCUGGACUUUGAUGGUAAGCAUUUCAAAGCAGUGCCGACAACAAUUUCCAUCACGCCGUACGAUGACGUGUUGCCCAUCCAAUCUUUGGAAGCCUAUCCGAUGAUUUAUGAUCAUGGCGAAUUGGAGGGAGCCUUGGUUGAAAGAGGCAAGAAGUUCACAGAACUGGUAAAAGUUCGACACCAAAGAUACAACGGUCUCAGUCUCAAAGAAGGUGAUGUUUACGACAGAUGCGAUGAGAUCGAAGGCGACGCCAUGAUUGAUUUCGAGCUUGCGUUUCGGAACAGCGAGCCAAAAAUUCCGACACCGAAUUUCGGGGGCGGUGUGAUCUUGAAGCCAACUGAAGAGGAUGAAGAAGAGACUCGAGACGGAGAAGGCGUGUCCUACGACGACGAAGAAUAUAUGCAACGACGGUGGUCACAGUUUGUUCACAAUACGAACCUUCUGGAGGCGCACACGUUCCAGAGCCUCACGAGAGACAGCUUGAUUCUUCUACCGUACAGAGUAUACGGAUACGUGCUUCUCAGCCGGAAAUGGUACCCGCUGGACAUUGACCUAGUCAAAGAUGUGCCACUGGUAAAAGAUGGUGAUGACGACGGGUUUGAGAAACUCAUAAUUCCAGACGGCCACAAGAACAUCGUGCGAGCCCUUGUCAAGACCCACGCUCGUGGAGGCAACACGGCUGGCACCGACAAUGUGUCUCAGCCUCCACUUCGUCAAUUCGAUGUAGUCAAAGGAAAGGGUAAGGGACUCAUAAUCCUUCUUCAUGGGGCUCCUGGAGUAGGAAAGACGUCUACCGCUGAGUGUGUUGCUGCAAAUGCCGGCCGGCCCUUGUUCCCGAUAACAUGCGGAGACCUUGGAGGAACCAGCGCUCAGGAAGUCGAGAGGAACCUGGAGAGCUUCUUCGAUUUGGCAAGGAAGUGGGGCUGCGUCCUGUUGCUGGAUGAAGCCGAUGUCUUCCUCACCGCCCGCAACAGGGGAUGGAUUAGCCAGAACAUCCUAGUAUCGGUCUUCCUGCGGGUGUUGGAGUAUUAUUCCGGGAUACUCAUUCUCACGACGAACCGCGUUGGCGAUUUCGACGAGGCAGUCAAGUCACGUGUACAUUGCGCAUUGUACUAUCCGCCACUCGACCGCAGGAACACUAAGAAGAUCUGGAAGAUGAACCUGGAACUCCUUCAAAAGCAGAACGAGAGCCCAGACUGCAAUGUGCCGGUUCGCUUCGACCGAAAAGAGAUCCUGGAAUUUGCGGACAGCCACUGGAAAGAUGGAAACCGUUGGAACGGGAGGCAGAUCAAGAACGCCUUCCAAACCGCCGUCGCGUUGGCUGACUGGGACAGUCUGAAGGGUUCAUCUGGAGGUGACUCUAGACUCUUCGGGCCGCAGCUGGAACGCAGGCAUUUUGAAACUGUUUCCAGGGCCAGCACCCACUUCGACACGUAUCUUAGCGAAGUCCGGGGAGAUGAUGAGACUCGGGCUAAGAUGAAUGAGGUCAGGGAUGAUGAGUAUGAUCUUCCAAGAGGACAUGGCCGCAAGUCGAAGCCUGCAAGAGGGAAGAAUGCAUCCGGCGGGAAGGCUAAGCACUUCGAAUACUCGGAGUCAGAUACAUCGGAGAGCUCGAGCUCAGAAGAAGCAGAGUUUUCCGACGGCACCGACUCAGAAUCUACCAAAAUUGUUGAGCCGAUAAGAAAGAAGGGGGCAAAAAGGCCUGAUAAGCGUAAAGGGCGGAAAGACUACUAG
Molecule: messenger RNA, 2832 nt
Organism: Lasiodiplodia theobromae
Lineage: Eukaryota; Fungi; Ascomycota; Dothideomycetes; Botryosphaeriales; Botryosphaeriaceae
Product: AAA family ATPase
Exons: 5
Coding region: 1-2832 (943 amino acids)
Molecular function (GO): ATP hydrolysis activity; ATP binding
Source: RefSeq, a predicted model, not a curated record